GUUUUCGACCACCUCGUAACUGAUACCUAGAUCUUGGUCGACGAUAUCUUUGCAUCCUGACACACACUUGUGCUCUCUUUUCCCUCAAUCCUCGCCUGGAGGUCGGGAAAACCUUGCUGCAUGUAUUCUUCGACGGAUCUUCGACAUGGGCGCCCCGCUGGCUCACCCCUUUUGAACGCAAUAGGAGCUGGCUUGGAUGCAGGGCUAUAAAUCCAAGAUCUAUUCGCGUUUCCUCUGUCAAUGCGAAUUAUCAAAUACCGUUUUCACUUCCACAAAAUGACCAGUAUCAACGCGACCUACUUCAAAGGCUCUGAGAGGUCGGGCAUCGUCGAGACCCACGCGACGCGCGAGCCACCCAAAGGCAAAGAGGUGCUCAUCAAAAUCACGCACUCGGGGAUCUGCGGGACGGACGAGCACUACAAGACGGCGGACAUGGUGCUCGGGCACGAGGGCGUCGGGAAGGUUCUGCAGGUCGGGGACAAGGUCACUCGGUUCAAGGUCGGGGAUCAUGUUGGGUGGGGUUACAUCCACAAGACCUGCGGCACAUGCCACGAGUGCAUCACAGGCGAAGACCAGUACUGCCAGAAUAAAGAGAUGUAUGGCACGCACAACUUCCAUCAAGGCUCGUUCGGGACGCACGCCAUCUGGGAAGAAACGUUCCUCUUCUCCAUCCCCCAGGGGAUCGCACCGGAGCACGCUGCUCCUCUGAUGUGCGGCGGCGCCACCGUCUUCGAGGCUAUCGAGAAGUACAACAUUCGACCGACUGAACGUGUCGGCGUCGUGGGCGUUGGCGGUCUCGGGCACCUAGCGAUCCAGUUCCUUCGCAAGAUGGGCGCAGCCGUUGUCGUCUUCUCCUCCACGGAAGGCAAGCGCAAAGAAGCCAUGAAGCUGGGCGCGACCGAGUUCUACGCCACCAAAGGUGUGACCAAGUUCGAGAACGUCAAGCUCUUGGAUCAUCUCUUGGUGACCACGAAUUUCGUGCUUGACUGGGAGCCAUUCUUCCCCAUCAUCCGACCGAAAGGCGGGAUCUUCCCCUUCACCGUGGCGAAUAAGCUCGAGAUCCCUGCCAUGCCGAUCAUCCUGCGCGGGAUCGCCAUCCAGGGAACGGUUGUCUCGGGUCGCGCCGUCCACGAAGCGAUGCUGGAGUUCGCUGCCCGGAACGACGUUCGGCCUGUGGUCGAAUGCUUCCCGAUGACCCGCGCUGGAGUCGAGGAAGGAAUGACCCGCCUCCGCGAUGGCAAGAUGCGAUACCGGGGAGUGCUUGUUGCCCAGUAAUCUGGCGACCUCAAUUGUAACAUCACAUUCUGUAUGAAUAAAGUGAUUUGUACUUUUGUACCAUUUCGAUGGCG
Messenger RNA from Mycena citricolor, 1349 nucleotides. The record is from the annotation of a GenBank genome assembly. NCBI's taxonomy places the organism in Eukaryota, Fungi, Basidiomycota, Agaricomycetes, Agaricales, Mycenaceae.